AUGUGCAGUCUUAAGUGCUGCAGUCUCAGAGCCCUUUUUCUAUUGCUGCUCUAUAGGUCCGUGCAAAUUCCUGAAGCUGAAGGGAAAACUGAAAUUCUACCUCCAACAAUACAAAAAAUAGUAAAAGGGUACAACAAGUAUCUACGUCCAUUUUUUGAUAAUGGUCCUGUGUCAGUUGGAAUGAGUAUGGAUAUUGCAAGCAUUGAUACAAUAUCAGAAAUAAAUAUGGACUACACAGCUACCAUAUUUCUAAGGCAGCGAUGGACUGAUGAGAGACUUUGUUUCGAUGGAAAUAAGAGUUUGAGCUUAGAUGGUCGACUUGUGGAAAUGCUUUGGGUACCAGAUACCUUUAUAGUUGAUUCAAAAAGGUCUUUUCUUCAUGAUGUCACUGUUGAGAAUCGUCUUAUAAGGAUAUACCCUAAUGGAACAGUCUUGUAUGCUAUAAGGAUCACCACAACUGUUUCAUGCAGCAUGGAUCUGACUAAAUAUCCAAUGGAUAAGCAGACAUGUACUUUGCAACUGGAGAGCUGGGGCUAUAACAUCAAUGAUGUCAUAUUUUAUUGGACCAGAGGAAAUGAUUCAGUUCGAGGUUUGGACACACUCCAGCUGGCACAGUACACAGUAGAAGACCACUUUACCUCUGUAACUGAAGCUGUGUAUGAGACAGGACGUUACCCAAAACUUGUGUUUCACUUUGAACUCAAGAGAAACAUCUUGUAUUUCAUAUUAGAGACAUAUGUACCAUCAAUCCUCCUGGUGGUGCUCUCCUGGGUGUCGUUUUGGAUAAGCCAGUCGUCGGUUCCAGCCAGAAUCUGCAUAGGUGUCACCACCGUCCUUACGAUGACAACACUGAUGAUGGGAGCCAGGACUUCACUCCCAAAUGCUAAUUGCUUUAUUAAGGCAAUUGAUGUGUACCUUGGUAUCUGCUUCAGCUUCAUCUUUGGAGCACUGUUAGAGUAUGCUGUGACUCAUUUCUGCACUCUGCACCAACUCAGCUCAAAGGAGCUUCCAAAGAUUAUUGAUGAUGAUGAUGAUGAAGAAGAGAAGAAUGGAGUCCUGGCAGCAGUGGCCAACAGUUGCAGUGCCCCUGACAACACAAGCAAGACCGAUACAAACAAAAGCAAACAAACCAGCAUUGACAGAAAAAGGGAGAUGAGUCAACACAGUGGGUGUAGUUCAGCAAUGUCAGUAAUGAAAAGACUUUUCUGUAUCUUUGAUUGCUUCCAUGUUAAAAAUCCUUACCACAUAGAUAACUACGCCAGAUUCUCUUUCCCCUUAUCAUUCAUCAUAAUUAAUGUACUUUAUUGGGUGUAUUAUUUGUAUUUCUAA
Molecule: messenger RNA, 1329 nt
Organism: Poecile atricapillus (Black-capped chickadee)
Lineage: Eukaryota; Metazoa; Chordata; Aves; Passeriformes; Paridae
Product: gamma-aminobutyric acid receptor subunit pi-like
Exons: 9
Coding region: 1-1329 (442 amino acids)
Biological process (GO): monoatomic ion transmembrane transport; regulation of membrane potential; signal transduction
Cellular component (GO): neuron projection; membrane; GABA-A receptor complex
Molecular function (GO): neurotransmitter receptor activity; extracellular ligand-gated monoatomic ion channel activity; GABA-A receptor activity
Source: RefSeq, a predicted model, not a curated record